Messenger RNA from Closterium sp. NIES-65, 1326 nucleotides. The record is from the annotation of a GenBank genome assembly. Lineage: Eukaryota; Viridiplantae; Streptophyta; Zygnematophyceae; Desmidiales; Closteriaceae.
AUGACGGGGCCGCUAGGGGUGGGCCUCUCCUCGCAGCUGCCCGCGGGGUGGAAGGGCAAGUGCGAGCAGUUGAGCUCGUUCCGGUGCAACAAGGUGAUUGGCACCAAGGCCUUCUAUGCCGGCUUCCAGCAGAGCAGCGGCAAGCCCGUGUUGACCAACGACUGGCUCUCGCCGCGAGAUGCGGACGGCCAUGGCACGUGGUGCGCGGGGGCAGCCGCGGGGAACCCCGUGAAGGUAAAGGGCGGCGGGCAGGUGAGCGGCAUGGUGCCGGCAGCGCGCAUUGCGGCGUACAAGGUCUUCUGGACGGAUGGCAACGGGGACAUGUACGCCACGGAGCCAGACAUCAUCGCAGCCGUCAAUCAGGGCGUGGCGGACGGUGUGGAUGUGCUGUUGCUCACCAACGGCACGGAUGGCAGCACAGGCAGCAACUUCUAUGGCAACGGCACGGACGGCAGCAGCAGCACCGUUCUGACCACUGACGGCGGGAUCACAUUCACCACUGCAUCCUCCUCCGCCCCCAUGGUGGCUGACUUCUCUUCCCGCGGCCCCCUGCUGCAGGCGUCCGCCACGGCCCAGCCGCCCAAGCCAGGCAACGCCAUCCUGAAGCCCGACAUCAUCAGCCCCGGAGUCGACCUCGUAGUCGCUGCUCCCGGCAACAAACCCGGCGACCCUGGUGCCCUCGCCCGCAUGUCGGGCACUUCAUGGGCCACCCCUCAUUUAGCCGGGCUAGCCGCUUUAAUCAUCCAAAAGUACCCCAACUGGACCCCGGCGCAGGUGAUGUCAGCGCUGAUGACGACGGCGCGGGUGACGGACACGAGCAAGAGCGCCAUCAAGAGUGCGACGGGCGGGGAGGCCACCCCGUGGGAGAUGGGCGCAGGCCACGUGUUCCCCCCGGCCAUGCUCGACCCCGGGCUCACCUACGACGCCCGCGACCGCGACUACCAGAACUUCCUGGCCGGGCAGGACCUCAACCGCGCGAAAAAGGAGUUCCCAGGGGCGGCGCUCUCCCCUCUGGCUGUGCGCAACCUCAACCUGCCCACCAUCACUCUGCCUCGCCUGCAGGGCUCCCUGCAGGUCACCCGCACCGUCACCAACGUGGGGCAGUCCCGGUCCACAUACAGUGUAUCUGGGAAGCCCCCGCAGGGCGUGAAGGUGACUGUGGGGCCUAGGAGCCUCACGCUGGCUCCCGGGGAGAAGGGGACCUACACGGUGACGGUCACGGUGGAUACCCCCAGUAAUGACUUCAAGUAUGGGUUUCUAGUCUGGGCGGACGCCCAGGGCCACAGCGUGCGGUCCCCCCUCGUGGUGCAGCCCAUCUCCCGCUGA